Molecule: messenger RNA, 783 nt
Organism: Physella acuta
Lineage: Eukaryota; Metazoa; Mollusca; Gastropoda; Physidae
Product: putative methyltransferase DDB_G0268948
Molecular function (GO): S-adenosylmethionine-dependent methyltransferase activity
Source: RefSeq, a predicted model, not a curated record
UUUGGAUGUUGGGAAUUUUGUGGUUGGUUUUGUGGGACUCUAGUAAUUGUUGGUUUAGAGUCAAUUUAAAAAAAACGGUUGAAGUAAGCUGAUCAUACGGAAACUGUAACGAAAAAAUGGAUAAAAUCCCACAAAUAGAAGAUGUUUUAAAAGUUGUUAAGAAUACGCCGACCAAGUACGAUAAUCGGAUCCAUGAACUCCACAAGGGAGAGCACUUCUCUAAGAUGUACGCGGCCUACAGGCCCCAAUACCCACAAGAGAUCUACGACAAGAUCAUGGCAUACCACUCGGAGAACCCGAACAACGAGAGACAACUCGCUGUUGAUGUUGGUUGUGGGACUGGACAGGGUACUCUGCCCUUGACUAAAUACUUCAAAAAGGUGAUAGGGACGGACGUGAGUGAAGACCAAAUCAACAACAUGCCGAAAAAUGUUCCAAACCUGGAGUCUCACGUGUCGUUUGCAGAGGAUCUCAAAUUUCUGAAAGACGGAACUGUGGACCUAGUAACCAUAGCAACAGCUCUCCACUGGGUGGAUCAUCCCAAGUUUUUUAAGGAAGUAGCACGAGUGUUAAAGCCAGGUGGGACUUUUGCCGCCUACACCUUCUGCAGUGAUGCUAUAGACAACACUGAGUGGCAAGCGCACUUCUUAGAGCUGACGAAGACAUUGUUUGUAAACUACGUCACAUCAAAGGUUCAUCACAUUUUCGACAAAUAUGAAUCCCUGGAAUUCCCUUUUAAGCACUUGAAAAGGUAAUAUACAGUUAUCACUUUAUUUAAAUUAA